AUGGCUGUCAACGAACAAACCCUCCCCGAGCUGCAGCCCAUCUUCACGCUCCUAAAUAGCCACUCGAACAAGCUGUACCAGGAAGGCUACUUUUUGAAACUGGAAGACCAGGAUAUCCGAGGAAACCCGAACACCGAUCGGACAUGGACCGAAUGCUUUGCUCAGUUGGUCGGCACCGUGUUGUCGCUCUGGGAUGCUGCCGAGCUGGAUGCAGCGGGUGAGGAUGGGGAAGUUCUGCCCAAGUUCAUCAACCUAACCGAUGCGUCAAUCAAAAUGAUUGACGCGCUUCCGACAAAGACCAAUGACGAGCAGCCUCUCCAGAACAUUUUGAGCAUAAGCACUGCCGGCCGCAACCGAUACCUGCUUCACUUCAACUCCCACCAUUCACUCAUCCAGUGGACCUCGGGGAUACGGCUCGCCAUGUAUGAGCAUUCGACACUCCAGGAGGCUUACACAGGUGCUCUGGUCGCAGGCAAGGGGAAAACGCUGAACAACAUCAACAUCAUCAUGGAGCGGGCGAGGCAGCCGGUCCAAGAAUGGGUGCGUGUGAGAUUCGGUGCAGGCGUUCCCUGGAAGCGAUGUUAUUGUGUCAUUGAGCCUCCGAGCGAAAAGGAGUAUCAAAAGGCCCAGAAGGAGCACAAGAAGCGCUCUCCCUAUGACCGCUCCCACGGCCCCGUGCUCAAGGGCGAAGUCCGGUUCUUCGACACCAAGAAAGAGGCCGACAAGAAAAAGAAGAACCAGCGGCCGAUCGCAUCCAUUACCGAUGCCUACUCUGCCUACUCCAUCUACCCGCAGGCAAAGGAGUUGAUCGACACAUCAACGCUUUUGAAGGUCGAAGGCAACAUCACAAUCCACACCGAACCGUCGUCAUCCACCGAGGGAUUCGUCUUCAUCAUGCCAGAGAUCCCCCCUGCUGUGUCCGGCUUCGAGAUCCUUCUCCGCUUUCUGUUUCCCAUAUGGGACACCUUUGCCCUGUACGGCCGGCCGGGUCGGUUGGUGGCUAGUACCCUUGACACACGCUCGCUGAUGUUUGCGAUGCCAAAGAACCGGAGAUACGGUUAUCUCGAGCUUUUGGAUGUGACCGGAUUAAUAAACACCGACGGGAACGGCACGUGGUCAGAACGAGAGUGGCGGAAGAAGCUCAAGGAGCUGACGAGCCAGCGGAUGUCCGCUAUGGAGGAUUCAGCCGGAGGCCAUAGCCGGAGCACAAGCCGGCACAGCAAGAGGUUGAGUUACGGGAACCAAAACUCGGGAACCCGACCGAAAGUAGGGUUUGCCGAUGAUGGCGGCUCCGUCCGAUCAUCUCGCUCCAUGUCGGUAACACGGCCGGGUAUGCGCAAUGACUCGGCUCCCCCCGAUCCGAACCGGGAGCGGGCGCCGUCAGCAAUGGCUGGGCAUUCCAGGCACUCCCGUCACAUCUCCGAUACACAAAUUGGCGACACCCCUCCCAGCCUUAGUCUCGACAGCUCUCCGACGGGCCAACCCGUGCUACGCAACGGCCCCGACCGCGUCCGAGCAUUUGCCACCGACUUAGCCUCGACGCCCGAGAGGCUCAGUUCCGAAGACGAUAGCCCCAUUAGAGGGCCAAGGGCUGGCAAUUUUGAGGAUAUGAAGCCCAUGGGGACGCCUGAACCAGUCCAAGCCCCUCCGGCGUUUGCCCAUAGCGCAGGUUCCCGCCCGCAGCAGAAGCCCUCUCCAUCUCCGGAGAUGCGCCGAGCAACCAACCGUUUGUCAAACACUACGCUGUCCCAGCUUGCCAGGGCUUCUGGCCUUGGCCCGGAGGCCUUCUCGGACGACCGCAACGAACUUCAUUUCGGAAGCGAGAGUGCUGGUCCCGGACCAAAUAUCACCGACCGACGAGGUCUAGCGGUACAGCCACAUACCAGCGCCAACGCCGUGGGGAUGAAUGCUAAUGUCAAUGGAUCUCGUGAAGUUCUAACGUCCCCCACUACUGCCUAUUCAGCCCGCGACGCUGCGGCACCCCCACCCCCGCUUCGGGAUCCCGCCCGGAAACGCUCAAACUCUCCCCUCAGGGGCCCUCCACCAAACCCCGUUGGUAACCCUUCCCCAUCCUUCCGCCCUGGCCCGCCCGGCGGUCGCCGCACCCCUCCCCCCGGUCCGAACCAAAGCCAGCCAUUCUCGCCCGCCACAGAGGGUUCGCCGCCCGUCAACAGGAAACCUCUUCCCGUCAGGACAACCAGUCUAUCCCGUGACCGCCACGACGCAAUCUCCCCUGUCUCCUCGCAGCCGUCCCCUAGAUUCCCGCCUCCUGGGUCUGGAUCCCAAUUCCGGUCGUUCAACGACUUUGCUCCUCCGGUUCCGGUUAACACCCGGUAUCGUCAAACUGGCCAAGACGACGCAUCGUCUACAGCCAGUCCGGACUAUGCAAGCACUCGCCGCUCUAUCGACACCCAAGAAUCUGUUGAUCGACCUCGUGCCGGUGUGCUAAAGGUCGUUGGUGAUGGAGGUGAUGGUUCGUCGAAGACCACUUCGGACCAGGAGUACGACAUUCCCGAGAUCAACUUUGGGCGAACCCUCAACUACAGCGCGCCUAGUCUCCCACGCGACAAGCCGUCUCCCAAGGAGCCCCCGCGUCCCUCCCCUCCUGCAUCUGAUCGGAAGUCCCCUGGGCUCGGAACCGCUUUCGCCUACACCCAGCAACAGUCGAAUGACAGUGACAAUGUUCGCCGGAGUGUUGUCUGGCCGGGCCCUUCUGGCGGAUCGUCGUCGUCAGACAACCUUGCGUCGCUCCAACAGUCUCUUCAGCCGCGCACAUCGCCCGUCCCCCAAUACGCGCACCAACGUGUCCCGUCAACGAACACUCUGACGGACUACAAGGCUUCUCAUUCUAGACACAGUUCGGCCGACCUGCUCUCUUCUGGGCGUCCAAUCAGCCAGUCGCACUCACGGCACAACUCGAUGGAUCUGCUGACUUCUGGGCGUCCCGCCAGCCGUGGUACGGCGGCUGCCCUAUCUGGUGGUGAGACGCACAAGCGGUCCGGCAGUCGAGGAGGUCUCUUGCAUUCUCGCAACAGCUCGGCUGAUCUUCUCGCCUCCGGACGCCCCGCCAACCAGGGAACCGCGCCCAGCCAAUCGGCGGGUGAGCUGUCUUCGUAUCUCUCGGCGCGUGAGCAAGAGCAUGUCGCACGGGUCACAGGCAGCCCCUUGAUCGCCUUCGCCGGAAGUAAGGGCCCGUCACAAACGCAGGCUGGCCUCGUCGGUGCGAUCGACGUCAGAGAGCGCGAGAGAGCCCAAAUGAAACAGGGGCUUGGGGGGCAAGCGGUUGCUCACGCCAUCGACCAAAGACAACGGGAGAACCAACAGGCCCAGCGCGCGGCACAGGCUGCGUACGCUCAACAACAGGCUCAGUUUGCCGCCCAGCAAGGCCUAGCCCGCCCCCAGACACCUGGCAGCAUGAACAUGAUGAUGGGUGGCCCCAUGUCCCCCUCCUUCAACCCGCAGGGCCAGCCUCGGCCCCAAACCCCUGGCAGCAGGAUGAUGGGUGGUGGUGCGCCACCAUACGGUCCGCAGGGCCCGCAAACCCCCGGCAGCAGGAUGAUGGGUGGUGGUGGGCCACCCUAUGGUCCGCAGGGACAGCCCCGCCCGCGAACCCCGGGGACCAGAGGCAUGAUGAUGGAUGGCGGCGCCCCGUCGCCGUACGCGCCUAGCAUGGGCGGUAUGAACAACCGCAGCAUGAGCCCCGGCCCGAACAUGAUGAGUCCCCGUCCGAACAUGAUGAGCCCCGGUCCAAAUAUGAUGAGCCCCGGUCCGAACAUGAUGAGCCCCCCGGGACGCUAUGGGCAGGGGCCGCCGCACCCGCGAUCUCAAAUGAGUCCUCCCCCGGGGCCGUACGGGGGUGGUCCUCCGGGGCAAGGCGGGUGGAACGGGGGCAACAUGCCGCCACCCCGCCAGGGUCCUCAGGGGCCUAUGAUGUCGCCGCCUAACAUGGGCUUUGGCAUGCAGGGCGGGCGUCCGCAAUCACCCGCGUUGCCCCCCCAAAAUCAAUAUGCGCCACCCGGAACACCCGGCGGCCCUCGGCCGGGGACACCGGGGACACCAGGCCGAAUGCAGUACCACGGCCAGGCCUUCUAG
Messenger RNA from Chaetomium fimeti, 4092 nucleotides. RefSeq lists its product as uncharacterized. Lineage: Eukaryota; Fungi; Ascomycota; Sordariomycetes; Sordariales; Chaetomiaceae. The transcript has 3 exons. The coding region runs from base 1 to 4092 and encodes 1363 amino acids. The record is from RefSeq and is a predicted model, not a curated record.